GUGUUCGCUUUUUACAAAUUUAAAAGUUAAUGUAUAUAAACUUUAAAAAUAUUUAUUCGGUUACUAAAUUUAUAAGUACACGUUGUAUACAAAGCAAAUUAGCAAAAAGAAUGUAUAAAGUAGAUGAUAAUCGACUCGAAACGUUUCGACGGGUUUGUGAUGAAAUAGCAGAAGAACGAAGUUAUAAACAAAAAGCAAAAAUUUUGGAAAAUUUCUUUAAAAAAGGGAGUGAUAAGAAAGACUUUAAGGGUGAUAUGAUAUUAUGGGUUCAGAUGUUAGUACCAAGCGCUUCACAACGAGUGUAUAAUUUGCAGAAUAAGCAAAUGCUAAAGCUGUUUGCACGUAUCUUUUCGUGUGACGUACAAGCUAUGCAUAUGGACCUAGAACAAGAAGGUGAUGUCUCUGAAACAGUACGGAAAUAUUUUGAAGCAUCAACAAAACUGAAACCGCAAAGCAAAAGUACUCUGUAUUUGCAGGAAGUAGAAGAAUAUUUGAUGAAACUCGAACUAAAAUCAAAAGAGGACGAACAAAGGGAAUUGCUGUUUGCAAUAUGUAAACAAGCAACUGCCUUAGAUCUAAAAAUGAUUAUACGUUUUAUAAAGCAGGACUUACGCAUUAAUGCCGGUGCACGUCACAUACUUGAUGCUUUCGAUCCACUUGCAUAUCCAGCGUAUCAAUCAUCUCGUGAUUUAGCCGCAGUUGUGAAACAAUUUUCAAAAAAUAUAUGCGCUAUGAAAAAUUUAAAUGCUAAAACUGCUAAAAAGUUUGGAUCUAAAGUGGGGCAAGUGCAAAUAAUGACUCCCAUUUCACCUAUGCUAGCAAACGCUUGCAAGUCCGUUGAGGAAGCAUUUAAAAAAAGUCCUCAAGGCUUGUACAGUGAAAUCAAAUAUGAUGGAGAGCGCGUACAAAUUCAUAAACAAGGCAAUGAUUUUAAAUUUUUUAGUAGAAAUUUAAAACCCGUUAUGGAUCAUAAAAUUAAACGGUUUAAAGAAUUUAUUCCAAAGGCGUUUCCUGGCGGUGGUGAUAUGAUACUAGAUUCAGAAAUUAUUUUAGUUGAUACAGUGACUGGUGAAUUACUACCAUUUGGUACAUUAGGUGCACAUAAACAAAAGGAAUAUGCUGCAGCAGAGGUUUGUCUAUUUGUGUUUGAUUGUAUCUUAUUCAACGGAGACGAUUUGACUGAUUCACCAUUUCGUGAGCGUCGAGAAAUUUUGGAAAACAACAUAAAACCUAUUCAAUCAUAUGUGCAACUAUCAGAAAGCCACUUUCUAAAGACAAAAAAUGAGUUAUCAGUUAUGACGGCUAAGGUGCUUAAAGCAAAUUUAGAAGGCGUGGUACUAAAAAAUCCUACUGGCACAUAUCAGCCUGGCAAGCGUGGUUGGCUUAAGGUUAAAAAAGACUACCUCUUUGGUGGGAAAAUGGCUGAUACUGCCGAUUUAGUAGUGUUGGGUGCCUGGUAUGGUUCGGGGAAAAAAGGUGGCAUACUUAGCAUAUUUCUAAUGGGAUGUUAUGAUCUUCGUGAUCAUUUAUGGAAAACUGUGACCAAAGUGCAUUCUGGAUUAGAUGAUGCUACUAAUGAAGAAAUACAUGAAAAGUUAAUGAAGUUAAUGGAACGGGCUGAUCCAAAUAAAUUACCAACAUGGUUUUUGUGUAAAAAACCACUUGUGCCUGAUUAUAUAGCAAAAUGUGCAGACAAAAUGCCAGUUUGGGAAAUAACUGGCGCUGAGUUCACAAAAUCCGAGGCACAUACAGCUGGUGGUAUAUCAAUAAGAUUCCCACGGAUAACCAAGUUACGAGAUGAUAAGUCAGCAAAGCAGGCUAAUGAUCUUGAAUAUUUGGAAAAACUAUUUGAGGCAUCUAAAAAAGACGUUAAUGUCGAUUUGUUAUUAGGUGAUUGCAAACAAGAGGACAUAUCUGAUGCUAUCGUAUCAAUAGAAAGCAAACUUAAUUUAAGCAUUUCACCAACAAAAAACUCAAACAACGACUGCAUCAAAUCUCCCAAUAACAAAAAACUUAAAAAAUCUUUAGAUAUUAAGGUUUUAGAAAAGCCAGAAGCAACUGGUAUUUCUAAAACUGUGGCAUCAAAAGAUAAUAAACAUAACUUAAGUGUUUCACCAACGACAAAUCGCAUCAAAUCUCCAAGUAACAAAAAACUUAAAAGACCUCUAGAUAUAAGGUAUUUAGAAGAGCCCGAAGCAUCUAGUGUUAGUAAGAAAAUGAAAUCUGAAUUAAAAGCAGAUGAAGUUCAAAUAUCUCAAAAACAAACGAAAUUAAACUUUUUUAAACAAGAUGUUGAAUUAGAGACCAAAUGUGUUAAAAGAAGACACACAUCCGGUAUCUUUAAAAAUAUAACUGCUUUUUUCAAUGAAGACAUAGAAGACAAGACAUGUAUUGAACUGUUUGAAUCCAAUGGUGGUGAAGUCACUAAAACGCCCAAAAAUGCGAGUUUAGCAUUUUAUAAAUCAGUAGACGAACAUGUAAAAUUAGCAGAGAUAAGGCAAACGUAUAAACCUUCUUGUCGUCAUAUUAGUGUCGACUGGGUGCAGGAUUCAUUGAAUGAAAAAACAUGUAAACCAUAUCCUUUGUAUGCGCUGUUUCUAUAAGAAUUUUCGUUUGUAUCUACUUUCAGUACUACUUUUUUUUUUGAAAUUAU
Teleopsis dalmanni is the source of this 2653-nucleotide messenger RNA. RefSeq names its product DNA ligase 3 (gene DNAlig3). The transcript has 8 exons. Gene Ontology annotation, cellular component: DNA ligase III-XRCC1 complex. NCBI's taxonomy places the organism in Eukaryota, Metazoa, Arthropoda, Insecta, Diptera, Diopsidae. The record is from RefSeq and is a predicted model, not a curated record. Gene Ontology annotation, biological process: lagging strand elongation; DNA recombination; mitochondrial DNA repair. Bases 30 to 2603 code for a protein of 857 amino acids. Gene Ontology annotation, molecular function: DNA ligase (ATP) activity; ATP binding; DNA binding.